This is a messenger RNA of Orbicella faveolata, 574 nucleotides long. Its product is annotated as recQ-mediated genome instability protein 2-like. Lineage: Eukaryota; Metazoa; Cnidaria; Anthozoa; Scleractinia; Merulinidae. Gene Ontology annotation, biological process: DNA repair; maintenance of rDNA; negative regulation of double-strand break repair via homologous recombination. Gene Ontology annotation, cellular component: cytosol; nuclear speck. The record is from RefSeq and is a predicted model, not a curated record.
GGCUCUCAGCGGCAACCAAACAAUUCAAAAUGGCGGGAAGGCGCGUGUUUAUUUUUACGUACUUCGAGCUUGUUCACAAUGGAUGUAGAUUAUAGCUUGUAGUGCUAAAUGUCACAGAAACAGUCAUUCAGUCUUGACGCUCCAGCAAAGAAAUUCUUUGCCUGUCAGUUACCACAACAUACGUCAAAUGUCAAGGGGGCCACAGACCAAUGGAUGUACAGUGACGGCAACUGCGAAGUUUGUUUUAGUCAACUCUGGGUGCAAGGUAUAGUAGUUCUGGUCUCAGCAGAUGGUGAUGACCUCUUUCUUGAUGACGGCACAGGAAUAAUUGAAGCAAAUGGCAUAUCCAAGAUUGUGAAAGAUCUCUUCAUUCAAAAAGGGAUGUAUAUGAUGGUUGCUGGGCAACUGAGGUCAAUUGGUACUCAAGAUCAAACACAAUGUCCUUGCAUCAAAGUGCUCAAGAUUGCUGACCUCAGUAAUUACCCUCACAGUGAAGCACUCUGGAUGAUGGAAGUUAUUGAUGCUCAGUCACAGAAGAACACAUAAAAUACAAUAUUUAUCAGUUUUCCAUCCA